This is a messenger RNA of Cryptotermes secundus, 900 nucleotides long. RefSeq lists its product as uncharacterized. The coding region runs from base 151 to 657 and encodes 168 amino acids. The transcript is spliced from 6 exons. The record is from RefSeq and is a predicted model, not a curated record. Lineage: Eukaryota; Metazoa; Arthropoda; Insecta; Blattodea; Kalotermitidae.
CUGUCAAUUGUACCGGCACAGUGAAUGUUACAAGCUACUCUGAGUUCAGGCGUCUUUUAGAUUGGUGAAACUCUAAAAUUUAAUCUGUGUGCACAUAAUUGUGCGAGUGUAUAUUGGCAUACAUAUAAAUCUCAAUACACCGAAGAGACGAUGACACCCUUGAAGCACAUCUGUUCAUUAAUUUUACCUCUGGCGGUUUUCCUGACUCCUAUGUACGUCUCAGCUCAAGAUGCACAUUCUUCUCCGGCAUCGACGUCGGCUCUCCCGGAGGAGGCCGGAACAUCGAGCUCAAAGGAAACACAUGAGCUGGGCGGCAUCGAGAGGCCAUUCGGCCUGUUUAGUCGGCUCUUCAGAACAUUGUUUCAAAUCAGUUUACAUGACUUAGCUGAAAUCCAGAGAUACUUACACAGGAAUAUCUCUGGUUUCACAACUGAAGCAUGCGCCGUAGAGGAAAAUCGCGGGCCCUGUGUCUACACUUAUGCUUACGACGCCUUCAUAAACAGAAAUGAAACCUGUUCUAUAUAUACAAUCGGAAAUUGCAAAAACGAGAUCAGAAGGUACACAGACAGGGGCUGUGUUCACAGGUGCAAGUUGGUACCAGCUAGGAAUUCUACAACAGAAAAUGCAGCUACUGCUUCAACUCCCACCCAUGCUUGAGCCUAAUGCUCAAGGAGAUUUUACAUGUGUCCUUACUGAUGUAAUAUUGAUGAAACUGUGACUAAUGAAAUUCAAAGCAAUGAGUAAGAGUGAACUGUAUAUUUGACUAAAUAAAAGUAUCUUAUAAAUAAAUCAAUUAGUGGAAUAUUUUGUUAUUUUCUUAAUGUUAUGUAUCAGACAGACCAUACAGUACUAUUUUACAAGUGUCCAUAUAACAAAGUUAUAAUAAACAAAUGAAUAUUA